This is a messenger RNA of Medioppia subpectinata, 1343 nucleotides long. NCBI's taxonomy places the organism in Eukaryota, Metazoa, Arthropoda, Arachnida, Sarcoptiformes, Oppiidae. The record is from the annotation of a GenBank genome assembly.
AGUUCAAAAGUUUUGGUUGAAUUCAAAACAAAAUCAAAUCAAAUGUCAAAACGUUUUGUGAAUUGUUUUUUGACAAACAAUUUGUGAAACAAUUAAUUGAAUCCCAAAUCAAUUGAAUAACUCGUUUUUAAUCCACACUUUUCUUAAGAGAUCGCAAACAAUGGCCACAAACGAUGAGACACUGGUUGAGACCAUCGAUGACGGCGACGACGGGGAAGACGUGCCGUCGGUUGAGAUUUGCCAGCAAUUGGUGGAAGAGUUCGUACGAUUGACCGAAACGGAUGAGGCGUUGGCCCAGUUCUACCUCCAGGACCGCCGAUGGGAUCUGGAAGUGUCUGUCGGCGACUAUUUUGAUCAACAAUCACAACAACAGUCACUGUUGACGACGACGGCCGCCAAACGAGCCAUCGCUGAAGUGGCCAUCAGUUCCAGCGAUGACAGCACCGAUUGCGAUGUUGUCUAUAACGCCGCGUCGGCCCCGAAAAGGAAAGUCACCGAAAUAGAGGUCGCGAGCUCUUCGUCCGGCGAACCACAAGUGGAGACAAAUGUGAAGGACUUUGGAUUCUUGUGUUGGAAUAUCGAUGGAAUCGAUGAGAAGAAUCUUCGGCUCCGAACAGAAUCGGUGGCCAAACAUAUCAAAGACGGAAAGGCAGUGAUUGUCUUCUUGCAGGAAGUGAUCAAAGCGUCUGAAGAGAUAUUAAGGCAAUCGCUUCCCGAUUACGAGUUCUUCAGCGGGAAUCAAGUCUUUGUCGAGUACUACACAAUGACACUCAUCCACAAGAAGUACGUCAAACUCGUGUCCAACGAAGUCAUAGGCUUUUCCAAGUCAUCCGAUCGAUCAGUGAUGGGUCGAAAUCUACUGAAGACUAGAGUUAGUAUCGGAAACACUUCGCUGUGUCUAUUGAACACUCAUUUGGAAAGUACUAAAGAUUUCGCUGACAUUCGUGUCCAACAAUUGCGGACCGCUUUCCAAGAGAUGUGUCAAAUGGAGAAGACAUCGACCGUUAUAUUCGGCGGUGAUCUCAACCUCAGAGACGUCGAGGUGCAAAACUGCGGAGGAAUUCCCAGUAAUGUAUACGACGUGUGGAUUAAGACCGGCGCCCGAAAAGAGGUGGAAUACACGUGGGAUAUGACCCGUAAUGACAAUCUCCAGUUCAACAGCGGUUCCCGAUUUAAGCCUCGCUUUCGGUUUGACAGAGUGUUUGUGCGGCCGUCGACUGCGGCCGAUGUGGAGGCCAUUCACUUCGGUCUCACAGGUCUUACACGACUCAAACCAAGCGUUUGCUUUCCCAGCGAUCACUGGGGGCUAACCGUCCACUUCUCUAUCCAUUAAUUGUCAUUUU